CCCCCUGACUGGGGUGGAGAGUCUCUUCUGCAGGCUACAGAGGGAGAAGAAGAGGAGUGAGGGACAGAGGAAUAGUUUCCAUCAGCCACGGAGCUCAGCGCAGGGCCACCUCCACUCACAGAGCGAACCACGCCCUGGGGGACAGGGGAGACUGUGGGCCCCCAAGCGUCCGAACUCCUGGUAGGCCUAUGGAAGGGGGGAUGGACGAUGAAGAGGAGUUUUAGUUAGGGCACAGGUUGACAAGAUGAAGUUCGGGAAGAGCAUCUGCGUGCUCAACGUAGGGGGAACCCGGUACGCCUUCACCCGUGAGGUGAUCAGGGAUUUCCCUCUCCGGCGCGUCAGCCGUCUGCAUGCCUGCGCAACCGAGAAAGAGGUUCUUGAACUGUGCGACGACUACGACCGGGACCGGAAUGAGUUUUUCUUCGACCGCCACGCGCAAGCUUUCGUGUUCAUCAUGCUGUACGUGCGCUCCGGUAAACUCCGCUUUGUCCCCGGAGUGUGUGAGCUGUCCUUCUACACAGAGAUGCUCUACUGGGGACUGGAGAGCUCGCACUUGGACUCAUGCUGCCAGAAACGCCUGGACGACAGGAUGUCCGAGAUCGGACUGGACAGUCUGUCCGAGGCAGACAUCAAAGUGUCGGAGGAUGGGUCCCUGAGCCCGGGCGAGUCGGUGCAACGGACUGCGCUCGCCGGUCGCGCUAGAUGGGUCGAGAAGAUGCGCAGGGCAUUCGAGGAGCCCAACUCUUCGCUUGCGGCACAGCUUUUGGCUUCAGUGUCCGUGAUCUUUGUGAUCGUUUCUAUGAUAAUGCUGUGUGCUAGCACCCUGCCAGACUGGGAUACAGCCAAGAGAAAUACUGUGGAGGAGCACAGGAUAGUGGAGGCAGUGUGUAUUGGCUGGUUUACAGCAGAGUGCAUAGUGCGCUUUCUGGUGGCCAGGAACAAGUGGGACUUUCUCCGCAGGCCGCUGAACAUCAUCGAUGUGAUUGCCAUCACCCCCUACUAUGUAACCAUGGCGAUGGCGCGGGCAGGGAUGCCAAGUGCCGGCCUCGGGGUUGUUGGGGUGAUAUUGCGGGUGCUGAGGAUGAUGCGAGUGUUCUGGCUCAUGAAGCUGGCUAGACACUUCCUGGGCCUGCAGACACUGGGGCUGACGCUCACACGCUGCUACCGGGAGAUGGUCAUGCUGAUGGUGUUUGUCUGCGUCGCCAUGGCGAUAUACAGCGCUCUGGCCCAGCUGCUGGAGCACGGCUUGGACUUGGGAACGCAGAACCCGGAUUACGCCAGCAUCCCAGCCGCCGCCUGGUGGGUCAUCAUUUCCAUGACGACGGUGGGGUACGGGGAUGUGUACCCUGUGACAAUUGGGGGACGGGUGCUUGGGGGAAUGUGUGUAGUGAGCGGCAUUGUUCUCCUUGCACUGCCCAUCACAUUCAUCUACCACAGUUUUGUACAGUGCUACCAUGAACUCAAACUCCGCUCUGCCAGAUACGCACGCAGCCUGUCAGCAGAUAUACUGCAAUGAAAAUGCAUUUAUACAAAAACACCGGUGGCCCUGCAUAUAUUUGAAAGAAACUCAACAAACCAGUGGACCCUGCUGAUCCCAUUGUGAAAUAAUGAUCAAUUUUGUGCCCUGCCCAUAUUCCUGCCUGAGCUGCACCUGAUUUUAUUGGCCUGUCUUGUUCCUGCCUGUUGUGUUGAUGAUCUCCAAUCAUUGUCUUCAACCAGCAUGCUCUGUCUCCUUAACGACAUCACUUGGGAAGAAGAAUAGGAAUGCACACUUAAUUAUUUAUUAAACACACACAGGCACAGUCAAUCCAGUUUUGACAGUGGCUGCUGUUUACACGGUAUUCCCAUGGUUACAACAUUGGCAGAGACGGUUGCUUUUUUGUGUGCUGCAUCAAGUGUUGUGCGUGUGUGUGUGUUUGUUUGUGUGGCUGUCAGCCUUUCACUUUGUCUAAGCUUUGCACCCAGAUGGUACAAGUUACACAAGACUGAUGUGUGACAUAGAUGCAUUCUGUUAAACUUGUGAAACAUAAAGGAGUGAACAGGUGAGUGCAAAGUGGGGAUUGAGAAGGGGUAUACAGAGGGCUUAGUGUGUAGGAGGGGCUUAAGCCAGGGAUCAUAGAAUAUGGAGACAGGUCAGCAAGGGCGACAGAUAUGACAGGGCAGAUGGAGCGUGAAAUGUAGUAUAAAAGAUUAUGGGACAAAAAUGACAGAAUGUGGAGCAAGCCUGAGCACAACGAAUGAAUAGACAGAGUGUGUAUUGCCUCUCCAUUUAUGAGUGAAUGCUAGGCAUUUUGUAUUUCUGCGUCUCCAAGGUAACCUCAUCCUCCUACAUGUCAAUCAUAAUGAUUUGUGUGCACACAAAUAGGCCACAUCCACGCUCAAUUCCUGGCUGGCACGCAGCACUUUUGUUCUGCGAUUACUGGUAAAAUGACAUCACAGGAUUACUUGAAAUUACUAAAAAAUAUUUAAAAAAACGAGUGGGGGGAAAAAAAGAACAGUAGAGGAUGUCACAGAUGAUGGUUCUGACAUUCGUGAUUCAGAUAUGUUUGGUAAGAUGAUAUGAUUUGUUGAAGAGACACAUGAUCCAAACAAACAAGUCAACACCUCUCCCACACAACAGUCUUUCUCUGCAUCUCCUCUCCUCUUCCUCCUGUUGCCAUCAACCAUCCUCUUUUUACGCAUGCACACAUACACACACACGCUCUUCUGUUACAAAUGAAAUUAAAUUAUUCAAUUAAUGAGUGUGAGUCUGUUCAUUAUCUGUCUGUCCUUAAAUUUAAAUUCUACAUUUGUUAUUUUCUUAUAAACUGCAGCCUUGUAUGAGUUUAGUAUCAGUAUCAGAGCUGUGUUAUCAAUGUGUUUUUUAAGUAGUAGAACAGUCACAAAAAUGAAAGAUAAUAAAUAUUUUAUUAUCUUACUUACAACACAUCAUGUUCAAUUCGUGUGCUUGUAGCCCAGUGAAUUUUGCCCAGGCCUGAUUGAAACCAUCAAUCAAAAGUUUUUCAUUAGUAUACUAUGGACUUGUAAUUAAUGUGAUGAAUGUAUGAGCUUUUAUAAUAAAAUUACUCCCAGCAAAA
This is a messenger RNA of Siniperca chuatsi (mandarin fish), 3077 nucleotides long. RefSeq names its product potassium voltage-gated channel, subfamily G, member 3 (gene kcng3). Bases 245 to 1516 code for a protein of 423 amino acids. NCBI's taxonomy places the organism in Eukaryota, Metazoa, Chordata, Actinopteri, Centrarchiformes, Sinipercidae. The transcript has 2 exons. Gene Ontology annotation, cellular component: membrane; voltage-gated potassium channel complex. The record is from RefSeq and is a predicted model, not a curated record. Gene Ontology annotation, biological process: potassium ion transmembrane transport; protein homooligomerization. Gene Ontology annotation, molecular function: protein binding; delayed rectifier potassium channel activity.